Molecule: messenger RNA, 9099 nt
Organism: Larimichthys crocea (large yellow croaker)
Lineage: Eukaryota; Metazoa; Chordata; Actinopteri; Sciaenidae
Gene: gucy1a2
Product: guanylate cyclase 1, soluble, alpha 2
Exons: 9
Coding region: 1200-3614 (804 amino acids)
Biological process (GO): cGMP biosynthetic process; response to oxygen levels
Cellular component (GO): guanylate cyclase complex, soluble
Molecular function (GO): guanylate cyclase activity; heme binding
Source: RefSeq, a predicted model, not a curated record
CAGCACCGGUGCGUGCUGCUGUUGGCUCACCGCGCGCGCUCACUCACUCACUCAAUCUAUCUCUCUCUCUCUCGCGCGCGCACCUUCAGCCACCCUCUCUCUCGCGCUCUUCUUCACUCGCGCUCCGAGCGAUGACCAAAAAGACACAACGAGACAAACCAAAGGGAGGUGACGGCGAGGACGGGAUAUAAGUGAAGGAUGGACGAAUGAUGAGAGGACCGUUAGUUGGCUGGCAGACAGACAGGAGAACCGCUGUCGCAGAGGACCAGGAGAAGGAGGAGGAGGAGGAGGAGGAGGAGGAGAAGGGACGGAGGAGAGAGAAGAAGAAGAAGAAGAAAAAGAAGAAGGAGAAGAAGCCGUCACAUCUGCCGUGACUUUGGGGAUUUCUCUCCGGCGAAAGUGGGGAGGGAAAAAAAAGAAAAAAGGGGGGAGACGCCACAUUCUUUCGGAUGCUAAAACCCACCGUGUGUGUGUGUGUGUGUGUGUGAGAGAGGGAUGAUUAACAUGUGUGGGAAUUACCGUGAUGGACAGACAUGUCGGUUGUGGCCGCCGUUUGUCAUUUUUCGGUUUUGCAGUUUCGUCAGUUAAGGUAACGGCUGCUUUUUUUUUUUUUCAAAAAACAGCGAGCCGUUUGAAAGCUAACGGCUAAAAAUUCAAAAAAACAAACAAAAACAAUUUAACACUGUUACGAGCUCUUCUUUAUUUUUAUAUAUAUUUAAUUUGAAGCAUCCUUUUUUUUUUUUUAAAGAGAGUGUUUGGCCUCCCUGGGAGCAAGGUGGAUUUGUUUCGGGGGGGUUAAAAGGAGGACGUUUUUUUUACCCCACCACCACCAUCACCUCCUCCUCCCCCUUACAUAAAUGUUUGCGUGCCGUUAGUGCUCUCGUUCUCGGUCGACCCCCCCCUUUCCCUCUGAAAACACACACACACACACACACACACACACACACACACACACACCUUAUAUGCAUACAUAAUCACACAGACAGACCUUACCCCCUCCCUGACCCACCCAUCCCUCCUCAACACCACCAACCCCCCCACCACAAUCUGAUGACUCCCCGGCGUAGAGGUGGACGUGGUACGGGUACUGUAGCAUCAUCAUCCUCCUCAACACUACCACUGUCAUCAUCACCACCACCACCACCAUCCUCCUCCUCUUCCUCUUCUUCCUCGCCACCACCACCACAACUACCACUACCAUGUCCUCGUCGUCGCGCAAGAUCUCCUCCGAGUCGUUUAGCAGCUCGGUGGGCUCGGACUGCGGGCUCGAAAGCCCCGGGGGAGACGGAGGGGACGGCGGCCUGGAGACGGCGGAGGAGAGCCGAGGUUGCCCCUUCUCCUCCUUCCCGUCCUCCCACAGAGCGGUGCUAUGGAACGGACGCAGCCCCGCCGAGAGGUCGGCGUGCCCGGCGGGCGAGGAGCAUCAAGGACCCCACAAGCGGGUCACCAGGAGGAGACGGGUGAACCUGGACUCGCUGGGGGAGAGCCUGAGGCGACUGACCUCACCCAUGACACAGACUGUUCAGGAGGCUCUACGGCGAACACUACAAUUCUACAGACAACAAGAGAUCAGGUGUCAAGAAGUUGGCAGUGAGGAGCGGCAAAGAGAAAAGAGAGAGGAUAAGUGCCCAUUUGUAGAAAACUCUGGUUCAGAGGAAGAUGUCCUACAAAUCCUUCAGUACAUGGCCACCAUACUGGGAGUACCGUUCUGUGAGCUGCGGGAGCAUUUCGGAGAGGAGUUCUUUGGCCUCUGCUUUGAAGAAAACGAACGAGUGCUUCGGGCAGUAGGUGGCAACCUCCAGGACUUCUUCAAUGGCUUUGACGCCAUUUUGGAACACAUUCGCACCUCCACGGGGCGCCGCGCCUCAUCUGAGAGCCCCUCCUUCCAGUGCAAGGAUCCCCACGAAGAGGAGAAAGGGAGAAGAAAAGUGGACAAAGUUGGAGAGCGAGGAGAAAUCGAUGGAAGAGGGAAGGUGUUGCUUCUUCAUUGUUUCAACCCUGCCCCUUUUGUUGGAUUGGUCAUGCCAGGGUUGAUCCGAGCUGUCGCCAGGCGGAUCUUUCAUUCAGAGGUCGAGGUGGAAGAGGUGCCACCUCUAACUCCCCUAUUGCCCAACGAAGAUACAGAACACACAGACGGCGACUCCACAACGCCGACCCCGACUGCGUCCCCCAAUGCCUCGCCCUCCUCAUCCCCGUCCCCUCCGUCUCCUUUCUCAACCGCUGUCCCCACAGUCUGCUUGUCCUUCCAAAUCCAGGAGACACGUCCUCCUUCCCUCUCCUCCUUCCCAAACGCUGCUUCGGCGAGCACUAAACGGCCCCCCCUCUCACUCUCCACCAACCCCAGUGAUCUGCGCAUCGGCCUGGCCACGUUUUGCCGCGCCUUUCCAUUUCACCUCGUCCUGGGGCCUCGCAUGGAGCUACUGCAGCUCGGGGAAGGACUGAGGAGACAGGCUCGCAUUGAGCCUCACCGGAGCCUCUCGUUCAGGGACUGUUUUGAGAUUGUCUCACCUAAGAUGGAGCCUUCGUUCCAGGGCAUCCUCCUGAGGCUUGCAUCCCCAUUCACCAUCCGCACAAGGCCUGACACCACGCAGACCGGCACCAAGGAGAAGGUCAUGGAGUUGAAGGGUCAGAUGAUCCAUGUGCCCGAGUCCUACUCCCUGAUGUUCCUGGGCUCGCCACGUGUCGAUAAGUUGGAAGAGCUGAUGGGCAGGGGCCUCCACUUGUCAGAUAUCCCCAUCCACGAUGCCACACGAGAUGUUAUCCUGGUGGGGGAGCAGGCCAAAGCCCAAGAUGGCCUGAAAAAGAGAAUGGACAAACUUAAGGCCACUUUAGAGCGGACUCACCAGGCACUGGAGGAGGAAAAGAGGAGAACCGUGGAUCUCCUAUAUUCAAUAUUUCCAGGUGAUGUGGCACAGAAAUUGUGGCAGGGUCAGCCUGUGCCCGCUCGCAAAUUUGACGACGUCACCAUGCUGUUCUCGGACAUCGUGGGUUUUACUGCUGUGUGCGCCCAGUGCACACCUAUGCAGGUCAUCUCCAUGCUGAACGAGCUUUACACACGCUUCGACUACCAGUGUGGCAUUCUGGACGUUUAUAAGAUUGAGACAAUAGGUGAUGCCUACUGUGUGGCAGGAGGACUUCACAAGAAGGUCGAUAGUCAUGCAAAGCCAAUCGCACACAUGGCCCUGAAGAUGAUGGAACUUUCCGAGGAAGUGCUGACACCUGACGGGAAACCUAUCAAGCUAAGGAUAGGUAUCCACACAGGCUCGGUGCUGGCAGGCGUGGUCGGGGUUAAAAUGCCACGUUAUUGCCUGUUUGGGAACAAUGUGACACUGGCAAGCAAGUUUGAAUCAGGGAGCCAUCCGAGGUGUAUCAAUGUCAGUCCCACAACUUACCAGUUGCUGAAAGAUGACCGCUCUUUUUCGUUUGUCCCUCGUUCUCGGCUGGAGCUCCCGGAGAAUUUUCCCAAAGAGAUCCCAGGGACGUGUUACUUCCUGGAGGCGGGGACAUCUCACAGUCAUGCCUCGCUGACCAGCUCUCGCUCCGCUCCCCCGGCCUCUAUGAGGAAAGUCUCCUACAGCAUUGGGACCAUGUUUCUAAGAGAAACAAGUUUGUAGGUCCCAUACACAGACAAGGAUACACAGAUAUUCAUUACGUGAUGGGCUGGAUUUGAACCUGUAGAACAUGCAGAUCGCACAGAUCUUUGGGUAUGCAAAUGAAUUAUGUUUGAAAAGCUGGAUUCAGACCUGUGGGAUGGCCUAUGUGGAUGAAACUUCCUCUCAUCAUAGGUAAAAAAGAACAUCAUGUCCUCUGAGCAAGGGAGAUGUUUGAAAGACUUGAGGAACAGCAACUAUGCUCGUCUCACAUGGACCCUUCCCCGAGGAGGUCUACUUAUGGGGUAAUUAGUGAAGAAACCUUAAUAUAAAACUUAAUGAUCUAGCUGGAUUCUUCAGCUCAAUACCUGGUUUCUAGCUCACUCCAGUGGUCCUCUCUCCUAUACGGUACCCUGACUUGGGUCUAGAAGCAACAAUGUUUGGAGAAAACCUGGAGAGAGACCAUUUACAUAACCAGUGUUGCAUUCGUUAGUAAUGGAAUUGCGCAAACAGAACAAAUCCACUUUCUGUCAACAAAGUGGAUGCUGAGGAAUGAAGUUGUAAGAACCUUAAGAAGAUGGCAACAUUGCCACAAAUGUUUGCUGUGCAUCAUGGCCUCUUGUACAAGGAAGACCACUACUGAAGAACAAUACAACUCCCCUUCCAACUGUCCCUGAAUCAUGUCAUGCUUUAACAAUCAUACUUCUAACAUCUGCUGCUUGUUACAUCCGUCCGCCAACCUUAUCGGACUAGUUGGGCGGCGUUGGGAGAAAUGAAUGAGAGGCACAGAAAAGAAGGUUUGAGAGUUUGUCAUCUAGGGACAAAUGCCAAAAAAAAACACACAAAAAAACGCUAGUACUAAGCUGAUCUUAGAGCCUUUUCUGCUUUUAACCCACAGCAAAGUAUACCAACAACAAUCCAGCCAUUUCAUGCAGGUAAUAUGUUUAGGGCUGAAAAUUAUUCCCAGCUCAGUGCCUUUUUACUGCUCAAAUCAGGACAAAUACAAGAGGGAUUCAUUCCAAAUAUUUGAAAAGGACAAGAAGCGCUUCAUUUAUCUUAUGUUUCCGCUAGUUUUAACAAAUAUUAAAGACAUUUCUAUGUCAUUAGAAAGUGAAAGAUUUGGAUGAAGGUAUGUCAUGUGCCAAAGGUUAUAAACCUGUGAUGUUGCAAGUCACAGCAGGAGCCUUAUCCCACCGAGCCAGCAGGAGUCCUGACAGGUUGUGUCUUUCAUUACGAGAUGGUCGUGAACAGCUGACAAGAUAAAUCAAGCGCUCCUCAAAGAAUUCAAAUAUUUUAAAUUCUAUUCGUCUUUUUUUUUUUUUGUCCUGACUAACCAAUAAUACAUACAUUAUAGUACUAAUAAUAUAGUGCUAUACUAACUUGUACACAUACUCACAGUAUGCAUGCUUGACACGGUUCACAUUUACAUACAUAAUCUUUUUUAAUUGCAUUGUUUGUUUGUUUUUUACCACGUGGAUAUAAAAGUACUUACUACCCCCGUGCAAAUGUAACCAACAAAAUUCAAAUUCCAAAUCUGCUAGUUUGCCAGCAGACUGACUAUGAUUUACUCAGUGGAAAUCUCAGGCCUUCCAAAUACUUCAGCGUAGCUCAGUAACCCAGACAUGGGAUAAUAACUGUCCGAAGUUUUGUCUAAGAGAAUCUUGUCAUCAUAAAAUGGGAAGUGAAGGGUUGAAGUUUUUACAGAUUGUAACUCACAUUACAUCGCCGCCAUUGUUCUCUAUGGUGUAGACAUCACAUAGAUGCAGCAUCGGUGAAGUACAAAUCAUGACUCAAGUUUAUAUCAGUUUGAACAGCUGGCUGUCUCAGGCCUACAGAGGCACGUAGGAGGCAUUAGUUUCCAUCAUAUAUAAAACUUUUUAAUCUAAAUGUUUUUAGUAUCUUCUCUAAGAAGUUAACUGAGAUUUGUCAACAUCACAUCCUUAUUUUAACUUUUUAUUGAUGACCAGACUUCAGAAAUAAUCUAGUUUGUUGUUUGUUGAAUAUGUGCGUGCUUACCUUCUUGGUGUUUUUUUUGUUUUUUUCAAUUGUGCAACAUCAUCACAGUGUGGCAUAAGUUACUGCCAAAAAGGCCCAUCUAAAUGAGUACAUAUUUGACAAUGGAAAACUCCAGCACAAGUUUUAAUUCACUUUUAAAUCACAUGCAUCUACAUGUUGCCAAAUUAAUUGACAGGCUACUGAACUUUUAAAAGAUCAAAUAAAAUGUGCCAAUUGAAUUCUCAGACACCACCAGCAGCAGGGGUUUUGGUUGAAAGGGCAGGACCAGUGCACUUUGAUUCAACAGGAACAUGUGCUGGCUAUGCUAUGCUAUGGAAAACACAGCUUGAAGGAAAAGACCAGAGAGGUUUAUUUAGUUCACACACAAAAGCUAAUGCUACAUCUGGCCAAAUUAUUCACCCACCAAAGGGCAUUGUGCCCUCUAACUAAGAUUAACACCAGCAAAACAAAGCAAUGUGCCAUAUUUAAGGAGAGAAUAGAAAGAGGUGAAAAUAGAAACGUUAAAAAGAUUUCUUUGAUCAUACUAACGUUGAUUAUAGGUCAUUAUUGCCAUAAACUGUUUUUCAACUGUCAUCAGAUUCUCUGACAGGACUAGCGUCAGAAAGCGUGAAACAUUUACAGCACCAUCUGUCAGGGUCCUGAUCAAUUUUGGCAAAGAAAAUCUACAUUUUUGAGAAUAUUUUUCCACACACCCCAUAGUCCUAUCUAUAUUUACAGUGAAGGAAAAUAACUAGAACCUAUUUUCAAAAUUGUUUCAUGUCGCUUUAAGUAUACUAUGCAGUAUAGAACUAACAAUGGACUAGACAACCUUAACACCUAAAGAUAAAUCAAAUCAGUCAAACACAUGAAAGCAUAGUUUUAGCCUAAAAAUAUCACAACACGAAAAAGUAUGUGUAUUAACGCUGAACUAGGUGCCAUUGUUUAGUGGGUCAACCUUGUGAUCUUAAAGUUCCAGUGUGUAACAAUUACGAGGAUCUAAUGGCAGAAAUGGAAUAGUAUAUACAAAACUAUGUUUUCGUUAGUGUAUAAUAAAAAUAAGAAUCAUUGUGUUUGAGUUAGUUAUGAAUGAGCCUUUUAUAUCUACAGUCACUUCAGGUUUUCUUUCAUGGAGUCCGCCACGUUGAGCCCCCACUAAAUUACACUAAAUCCUACACACUGGACCUUUAAGCCUACAGUAUAAAUUGAUUUAAAGAGAAGUGGAAACUUUGAUUUAACUUAAAUUUAAGUCAGUGAGAUGCUUGUUUUUGUGGGGGGAUCUUUUAGAAAGCAUCUUUUUUUUUUGGUUGCUUUGUGGCAACAAAGACACAACUGACCAAAAGGUCAAUAAGAUUCUUUUGUGAUAUUUCUGAGAACCAGAAUCUGCAGCACUCACUUGAAACAUCCAUCUUGUACUGUAUACAGCCUGGUCUGUAGAAGCUCACUAGAAGUUUUCUAAGAGCCUGAGGAAGUUUCCCAUGUCUUUAAAGGCCUGGGAAAGUGGAUAGUGCCAAGCGGAGGCCACAUGGGCCAUUUUAUUCAAAAUAACCGUUUUCAGAGAGGUACCUAAAGUGUUAGCUCUAUUUUAGUUUGAUUACAAAGGCCAUACAAGCACUUCUUUAUGCAUAAGCCGAUUGUUAUUUAUUUCUGGAAGCCUGAGCUUUCUUCAUACUGCAAGGGACUAGGGAAUAUCAGAAGAAUCUGGCAUUAACGUAUGUCCAACUUGGAGCGUAACAGUUUAAACUUGUUUUACUCUGACUUUAUGUUCCCACGCACCCAAUAGUUGGUGCAACUCCUCCUGAAAGGAGACGAUGGCCAACAGAGAAUAACAAAAGCAAACAUGUUUAUGACUAUAAGUUACAUAAGCAAGUGUUGUUCAUGUUAGAUCCACUAUGGGGAAAAUCAGUGCAAGGACACUACGACUGCAGCUGUAAAAAAGAGAAUUUCCCUAGGUCUCCGUAAGCCAGGUGAACCACUCUUUAAUGUAUUUGACAGCUGUGUUAUUAAGCCUUGGGAAAGCUUCUUCCAAGGCAGUCGCUCUGACUGCCAUUUUGGCGAUAUUCUAUAAUGCAUACAUGCAUUCAUGUGUACAAUUAUCUAUUGUAGCAUAAAUGUAGUGCAGGUGCCAUUUACACUUAACUUCAGCAGUGCCUGAAUUCUGCAUCUAGGCUAAAUAAAGGACAUUACAUCAGCGUUACGCCCACGCAACUUGUGUCCAAUGCUCACAUCUCCAAGUCUGUAAAUUCUUGGCGUAACAUUAAACAUUUGGCCAGGUCUUACAAAUCUUGCCGUUAUGAUGUGGAGGUGUUGCAGGUACUGGUUCUCCACAGCGUUGUUGUCUGUCGUGGAUCACCACUCAGCGGUGCACACUGUAGGUCACUUGCUCAUAUAUAGGCGGACAUCACAAUUACAGCGGCAAUACAACUGAGCUGUACUGUAUACGCUGUGCCAAACAAUGAACAUGAACAAAUGUUGUCAUGAUGAGCCUGAGGUAAGUGUGGGAGGCUCCAAUGAGACAAGCCAAAUACAUCCAGCAACUGUUGUCUGUGUGCUCGCUGCGUAUGUAUGAGAGCAUAUUGAGUUGCCAAUGUAUAAACAUAAUGAUCUAUAAAUAAAGGCCUAUUGUACCUGUAACAAAGAUGUACAAUUUAGAUCUAUUUAAUAUAUUCAAAAUGAGUAAUGAAUGGGUAUACUCCACAAAAUGAUUUGAUGAUAUUCACUGCUUUGUUGUCUGCCAGAUACUUUACUUCAUGUCAGUAUGUGUGCCAUGUAAAGUCAGGCUGAUUUUCCAACAUCACCAGUGUCCCACGAAACCUUCCCACCCUCAAGUCCCGUCUUUUUACAAAAAAAAAAAGAGAGAAAAAACUGGAAGAUUUUUUCAUUCCACAUCAAAUUUUGAACGAUUUCCUUAAAUUAUGGAUUUAUGAAACUUUUUUUCUUCAACUGACUGAGCAUGACACUAAUUUCUAUUGAAAAACUUGCUCUUUUUUUGUUGUUUGCAGGACAUUGUUAUAAACUGUCUUGUUGCCAAGAUUAACUUCACCCCCACUGACUUUCAGUAACGGGUCUAAGCUGGUUUGAACAGCAGAAACAAACAUGGUUGAUAUGCUCGUCAUAUGUGUCCAGGGUCCUCCUAAACAUUUCUCCACAGAUAUAAAGCUUCACCUACAUAAGAAUAGUAGCUUCCAUAACAUUUACACACCAGCUUAUUUUAAAAAUAAUGAAAUAUUUGUAACAUUUAAUCAUUUCACUGGGAUCUCUCUCAGACUUUGGGAGCCACUGGUCGAUGUCACAUGUCAGAAAUCUGGUCAAUGUUUUGUACUUUGAUGUCAUGGUGUGAACAUGCAGAGCUGACCCUGGACAUGAACCCUGUUUGACACUGUGGUUGGAAUCAGGUGUGUAUGUGGAAGAGGCUUUAUGACAGCUGUUGGUUUCUGAGUGACAUUAAGGGCACAUCUUCUGUCUUAUAUAAUGUAAAUAAAACAAAAACAAAACACCAAGUAUCUUUAAUAAGGAA